Molecule: messenger RNA, 1229 nt
Organism: Coturnix japonica (Japanese quail)
Lineage: Eukaryota; Metazoa; Chordata; Aves; Galliformes; Phasianidae
Source: RefSeq, a predicted model, not a curated record
AUCCCAAUGCAUGUUGGUGCAUCCCAAUGUAUGUUGGUGCAUCCCAAUGUAUAUAGAUGCAUCUCAAUGCAUGUUGGUGCAUCUCAAUGCACACUGAUGCAUCCCAAUGUAUAUAGAUGCAUCCCAGUGCAUGUUGGUGCAUCUUAAUGCAUGCUGAUGCAUCCCAAUGCACAUUGAUGCAUCCUGUGCAUGCAGGUGCAUCCCAUUCUCUCCCCUCCUCUCCUGCAGACCCGUUGCUGCUGCAGCUGCCGGUGCAUGCGGUGCUGGAGGGCGACGCGCUGUCCCUGCAGUGCAAAGCCCAGAACAGGGAGAUCAGCAGCGUCAGUUUCUAUCACGAGUGGAAGCUGCUGCAGGAAGGACACAGGGACCAACUGCAGCUGCCCGCAGCAACGCAGCAGCACAGCGGCCGCUAUCGCUGCACGGCCUACGUGCAGUCCUUUUUCUCAAGUUGGUCAGCCUCUUCCCAAUGGUUGAUGUCUUCCUAUAGUAACCUGGUGGUGCAAGAGCUGUUCUCGGUGCCGGAGCUGAAGGUGGAGGGUCCCCAGCCCCCCCCCGAGGGCAGCCCCCUCCCCCUGCUCUGCGCCACCCGCCGCAACGCGCUGCGCCCCCACGUCCCCCUGCAGUUCUUCUUCUAUAGGGACGGGUCAGUGGUGGCGGGGCCGCAGUCGGACCCCCAGCACACGGUGCAGGAGCUGCUGCUGUCGCAUUCGGGGUCCUACAGCUGCAUGGUGCAGAUGGGACACGUGCAGAAACGCAGCCCCCCAGUCACCGUCACUGUGAGAAGUGAGAGGGCAGUGGGGCAGGGAGGGGCUGGGGGGGGUCCCAUGUCCCCCCAGGCCUCCAUGGACCCCCCCAUCCCAAUCUGGGUUCCUAUAUCUGCCCUUAUUGCCAGGUUCCCCAGCUGCUCUCAGGUCCUCAAACUGCUUCCUCAGUCCCCACAUCCCUUUCAGGCCUUUCCAUUGCACCCCACAUCCUCCCUGCCCCACACGUCCCCCAGCCCUACUGGGUCUCUCCAUCCAUCCCCAGAUCCCCAUCCCUACCCUGGUGCUCUGCUCCUCACCUUGGCCCCGACUCUGAAGACUCAGGUGCUGGAAGGUCCCGCCCUUGGUAUGCUGAGCUGCGACCGUGUCGGAGGGUUCCGGUCCAAACUUCCUUCACCUGGUACCAAUCGUGACAGAACGCAGACGGGAUCGCAUGGGCCAACGGGGCAGCGCUACAGCUGCCAAUGA